Messenger RNA from Priapulus caudatus, 1388 nucleotides. Its product is annotated as neurocalcin homolog. NCBI's taxonomy places the organism in Eukaryota, Metazoa, Priapulida, Priapulimorpha, Priapulimorphida, Priapulidae. The transcript has 2 exons. Gene Ontology annotation, molecular function: calcium ion binding. Bases 46 to 618 code for a protein of 190 amino acids. The record is from RefSeq and is a predicted model, not a curated record.
CCCCCGCGCUAGCUAUAACCAUAUAGCUAACACGGCAGCGCAGUAAUGGGCAAGGGCGGAAGCAAGCUGCGGCCAGAGGCGCUCGCCGACCUGCGCGAGAACACCGAGUUCUCUGACGCCGAGAUCCACGAGUGGUACAAGGGCUUCCUCAAGGACUGCCCGUCGGGCCAGCUGUCCGUCGACGAGUUCAAGAAGAUCUACGGCAACUUUUUCCCGUACGGCGACGCGACCAAGUUCGCCGAGCACGUGUUCCGGACGUUCGACGCCAACGGCGACGGCACGAUCGAUUUCCGCGAGUUUCUGACGGCGCUCAGCGUGACGUCACGCGGCAAGCUCGAGGACAAGCUGCGCUGGGCGUUCAGCAUGUACGACCUAGACGGGAAUGGCUUCAUCAGCCGGCAGGAGAUGCUGGAGAUUGUAUCGGCGAUCUACAAGAUGGUCGGAUCCGUAAUGAAGAUGCCCGAGGAUGAAGCGACGCCGGAGAAACGCACCGAGAAGAUCUUCCGACAGAUGGACAAGGAUCUCGACGGGAAACUAUCGCUAGAAGAAUUCGUAGAGGGCGCCAGGAGCGAUCCGUCGAUCGUACGACUACUGCAGUGCGACACAGGCGGGCAGUGAGAGCGUAGCUUGCGCGCUAGAGGAGCUCGUUAGACCUCGCACGUUAAACUCACUGCCCACUUUCCUCGACGACGUCUGCGCGAUAUUCCAAGCUAGCGAGACGUUGUCAGGGUAAUUUCCAAUAUGAUUUAGCAGUCGAGCAGAUAUGAAUAUCAAUUAUUAACGGUUAGGUGCAUACCAGUUGGUAGUUAGAAUCUGCCUUUAAGCCUCACUAAUAGCUAUAAGUGGACCCUUGGCUCGUGUACACGACGAAUAUGCCAAACAGCACUGCCUACUGCAUCAAGGAAUGCUCUGAUUGGUGGAAAUUAAAUAGAGCUAGGUCAAGUUAUAAAUGCUGCCAUCAGUUUUCUUAGUGUUACGAUCUUGCAGUCAUGCCACCAUUAAGGCUUCUUCAUCACUGUCCAUCUCAUCGUCACUCCGAACUAUCUAUCUAUACUAUAGUAUAGUAUCUACUCGUACUGAUCGUGAUUAUAAAGUAGAAGAAGUAUGCCGACCAAGUACCUGUGCGAACCGCACUGUUCUUUAGUUUCUGGCCAGUAAUCAUAAAUGUCGAUAAACGCUUUUUUUAAAGAUAUGACACUCAGAUAUCGUGUUGUCAAUAGAUUGACACAAGGUUGAUUGACAUAGUACCAGAGUAUUUAAUUAUCUUCUGGUAUUCUUAGUUGGCACAAGUAAUCGCCAUUACAUUCGCAAUGAAGAGGGAAAGAUAGUGAGAGUGAAAGAGACAGAGAGAGAGGAGAGAGGAGCACGAUCGAGAGAGAAAGGGAGAG